Diprion similis is the source of this 4745-nucleotide messenger RNA. RefSeq names its product phosphatidylinositide phosphatase SAC2 (gene sp3). The transcript is spliced from 13 exons. The coding region runs from base 154 to 3819 and encodes 1221 amino acids. Gene Ontology annotation, biological process: regulation of endocytic recycling; phosphatidylinositol dephosphorylation. The record is from RefSeq and is a predicted model, not a curated record. NCBI's taxonomy places the organism in Eukaryota, Metazoa, Arthropoda, Insecta, Hymenoptera, Diprionidae. Gene Ontology annotation, molecular function: phosphatidylinositol-4-phosphate phosphatase activity. Gene Ontology annotation, cellular component: clathrin-coated endocytic vesicle; early endosome.
AGCUCGGAAGAUACUUAGUUGGUGACGUUUGUGGCGCUUGUGUGAGAAGAAUGAUGUAUGCGCUGCCAGAAGUGAAUUGAACGUUUGAAAAUACUGAUGCAGAUCGAUGUGUAAUUUAUGGCGAUAAAUUGUUGAAGGUAAUUCAUUGAGGAAAUGGAGCUGUUCCGUACUGACACGCAUUUUAUAUUCGUCAAAGAGCAGCACAGCCUGUGGUGUGACAAGUUGACUGGUGAAUUUACUGCUAGAUCAGACUGGGAAUGGGCGACAGCCAUCGAUCCGGAAUGUCUUGGUACGUUCUACGGUGUAAUGGGAAAGAUCGAACAGCCCUCUGUUUUGGAUCCUCGUAUAAUGCUGAUAAAGGAGGUUGAACCUGUUGGCGAGCUUCACGGCGGGCACGUGGUCUUCAAGAUCAAGUCCGUUGCAUUUUUGCCACUUGGAAUCGACAGUAUAGAUGUUGGCCUACUACCUUGCAAGAAGCAUCAAAAUUUGCCGCGAAAAAAAGGCCAGGGAGGACUCUUCGACAUACCGCAAAAAGCCAGCUUUGCAAAGACUUGGGGCUCUAUCAAAAGUGCAACAAACACGAUAAAAAAUACAACACAGCAGGCUGCUGCCUUGGCUACAUCACAGGUGAAAAGUACAGUGAUCAAGAGAAGUAGUAGCAAAGAGCGAGAGAAAUUUGAAAAACGCAUACUUGAUGAGCUCGGCAAAAUAUUUAUGGAAACAGAUUCUUUCUUCUUUUGUCGAACCGGCGACAUCACCAACACUCUUCAGAGACAGUCUGCACAGAGAGAAUUAGGCAAGGGUAGCUGUGACAGGAGCAAACCGCUCUGGCAAAGAGUUGAUGACAGGUUUUUUUGGAACAAACACAUGCUUCAGGAUAUCAUCAACUUAAACAGUGAAAAGGCUGACUGUUGGAUAUUGCCCAUUAUUCAAGGCUAUGUACAAAUCGAGCAGUGCAAGGUUGAGAUCGGUUAUGACAGUCAGCAGCAGUUCGAGACUUUCAAUCUCGCAAUUAUAUCCAGAAGAAGCAGGUUCAGAGCUGGAACCAGAUACAAACGUCGCGGUGUAGAUGAUGAGGGAAAGUGUGCUAAUUACGUUGAAACGGAACAACUGGUUUGGUAUCACGAUCAUCAAGUGUCCUUUGUACAGGUGCGCGGAAGCGUUCCUGUAUUCUGGUCGCAACCAGGAUACAAGUACAGGCCGCCACCCAGAAUAGAUAAAGGAGAGGCCGAGACACAAGUUGCGUUUGAGAAACAUUUCAAAGACGAGCUGUCUUUGUACGGGCCAAUUUGUGUGAUAAAUCUCGUCGAACAAACCGGGAAAGAAAAAAUUAUAUGGGAGGCUUACAGCAAUCAUCUGUUGAUGUUUGAUCAUCCUGAUUUGACCUAUGCUACAUUCGACUUUCACGAAUACUGUCGAGCGAUGCAUUUUGAAAACGUAUCGAUACUCAUUGGCUCGUUGGCUAAUAUUAUAUCAGAAAUGGGCUACUGCUGGCGAGACAAGCAGGGCACGAUUUGCACCCAGAAAGGCACGUUUCGUGUUAACUGCAUAGACUGCCUGGACAGGACAAACGUUGUGCAAACCGCCCUGGGAAAGGCAGUCAUGGAAAUGCAAUUUACAAAGCUGGGAUUAAUUCCACCAGAAGGAACACUACCCGCCAAUAUUCGCCAGACCUUCCAGCUACUCUGGGCGAACAACGGUGACAUUAUAAGCAAGCAGUACGCCGGCACUAACGCUCUCAAGGGUGAUUACACCAGGACCGGGGAAAGAAAGUUAACAGGACUGAUGAAGGAUGGAAUGAACUCUGCGAACAGAUAUUUUCAACAACACUUUAAGGAUGACCUGCGUCAGGCAGCUAAUGACAUCCUCCUAGGGUAUCCAAUUCUCAUUGACGAACUCAAGAGAGAUUGGUCUGACUACUUAAACAUCAUUGACAAUUGCAGUCGCGAUUUAAUACCCAUACAACCGCCACCCAUAGAGUUAUUCAUCGCCAAUUGGCCAGAAUUUUUAUACGCUAACCUCAUGUACCACUUAGGCAGAUACUAUUUGAAUCGUUUCAAAGAUGUCUACAGGCAGGCGACAAUUGAUAUGAUGUUAGGAAAUCCAGUUUCCGAAGAAAUAUUCCAGGAACGAAAUGACGAAGAAGAUAAUGCAGCAACUGCCGAUCAUGUCAAGUUGCUUAUUGAGGACUGCAAAAAACUUCUGAUUCCGGAUCCAGAAUUUAUUCUUGGAAGUUGGGGACUCAUAGAUGCAGAUCCGGUAACUGGUGACCCAACGGAAACUGAUAUGGAUACGAUACUGAUCCUUACGCGGGAUAGCUACUACGUCGCUGAUUACGAUGAUCAGAUUGAUAAGGUGACGAACUACCAGCGGGUGUCAUUGGCUGACAUUACACAGGUCGAGUUCGGCCAGCCUGAGAGCACCGUUUCGUUGUUUAAAAACAAACAACAUCACUGCGUACGAAUUAAUUACAAGGUGAAUGGCGAAUUGGGCUUUUUUCACAUGUUCCGGUCGACUAAUCUAAGGUUCUUCAACAACAUGGCUGUGGUGAUAAAAACCGAAGAAGAAACUGUAGAAUCUCUAAGGGCCAUCUGUGAGGCGAUAUCUGUCGCAAUGGAGAUCGCCGAGUUGCCCAAUAUUCCUGUCGCUAUGAAUGUCAUCCUGGACAGACGACGAAGCAAAUUAGUACACUCGAAGGGGUCUACUGGACUUUUGGACAUCUCAUCGCUUCCAGAAUUAACAAGGAACGUGUCCGAGACGCAAUUGUUAGCUCUGAAAAGUGCAGGGACCAAAGCUCUGAGCAACAUGACAGAGCAAUUCAGCAAACUGAAUAAACUGAGUCACAGUUUCAACGCGAAGAGACCGAUAGAUAUAGCGAAAAGCUUGGAACGAAAACUGGAAGGAUCCUCUCCUAAGCCCAUUUUCACUGUGGGAAGUCGCGACAUAGAAGGGAAUUCGAACAGGAAAUCGAUCAACAGUAACAGCAGCAGCGAGGACGACGCGAACGCUGAAGUUUCUCCUGAUCAGAUUCAGUUGGAGAAUCGGCACCAGAGUUUUGUCCGGGAUGAGAGACUUCCGGAAGCCUACAUGCCGACGGUGGGAAUUGUAAUGGGAGUGAAGAACGAGGAAAAAAGUGGACACGGAAAGAAACAGGCCAAGGAAUCGUUGGGCAGAAAUGUUCACAGCGCUUCAUACCUGGAGGAAAAUCCUGACGUGGAGCCAAUCGUCGACAGACUGAACCUCAUAUCGACGACAAAGUCCGGAGCGAGCACGCUGAGUCCGUCGCCACAGAAAACCGCUGCCACUACACCCGAGAUCACGAUUCAGGGUGUCGGCGAAGGUUGUAUUGAUGACAAGGAGAAAGUCACGCCUCCAAACACUCUGAAUCUCUCUAAGAACAUCAGCCAUUCGUCGGGUGAAGUCGACCACAACGCGAUGCGCCAAAAUUCCCCGGCUAGCACUCUGUUCAACGACGAAACUCAUAGUAGAAUGCAGGACAAGAAGAGAGCGAACUCCGAGCAGGAUUUGACCCUUAAUAUCACUUCGUCCCAGAGCGAAUCGGCUCUCAAAUCAAUCCGAAGCAAUAUCGUAAAUAUCGCGAACGUUACCAGUCCGGUCGCUGUUUCGGCUAAAGAUAUUCUAUCACCGUUUUCGAAGUUUGCUAAAGGCGUGCAGAACUUGGGAGCCAAUCUGGAUCCCAGAAAAUUGAAACAGGGUCAGGCUGGUAUGCCCAGAAAUUUGUCCGACCAUCACCUUGAGCAGCAACAGAGACUGCAAGAGAGGUGGGGCAAAUGUAAGUCGAGAUUGAUAGCUUUGUAAAUUCUGAAUUGAGAUAUGGAGCUGAUUCGGCAAUGCGGAGAGUUCAGAAAAACAUCAUAGUUAUAUUACAAAUAUCGCACAGAUCAGAGUUUUAUCUAGAAUAGCCCUACUUUUCACGAGUGGUGGAAAACCUAGCAAGGUAGAAACAUUUAUGUUUGACACUGCAGAUGAAGUUUGAAAUUUGACUCUCGUGUUGGAAAAACACUUAUCAUCGAAAAAUGGGUGCAAUCGUCGGUAGCAAAUUUUACGCUGUAAGGUAAUUUGUAGGAUCGUAAAAAAAAUUAGACAGAAUGUAGUAAGAAAAUGAAGCUAAGUGUUACAGAUGAUUAUUGACCACUAAUUAGGGUAGUUCGAUUAUUACUAUUUAUCGAUACGUAACGUAACGGCCUUAUUGACGGUAAGAUCAUUUGCGCUUUCCAAUUAAUCGUCUCUGACGUUUAAGUAAUUUAGUAAUGCAUAUGAAUUAGGUGUAAGUCGAUUAACGUAAAAAUGUUCAAUUUGCGUGCGAAUUUUUAGCGGUAUCCGAAGUCGUAUUUAUAGUUCUUUAAAAAAAGAAAAACAGCUUACACAAGUGCUCGCAUGAAAUUAACUUGCGUAUGUCAUAAUAAGGCAUUUACUGUCUAUAUAGCAAUAAAAAAAGCGUGUCAACGAAAAGUUUUAAUGGAAAAAAAUGAAAAAAAUUUACUGUAUCAAGACGACAGUAAGAAGCGUCGGUUAUUUGAUAGGCUGAAAUAUGACUCAAACUAUUUAAUUAUCACUUAUCAUAUGCGAUAUUUAAUUUAUUUUAUUCCACAUCAAACCGCGUUGCUGAAUUGGCGAGCCAUCAAAUGCAAGAAGGUGGAGCAAUCUCUUGAUGUAUACAAUCGUUUUAGAAAAUAGCCUGUAGAUACACAUAUUUACAAGCGAAAUACAAAGAGUCAAUUCUU